AUGGCGCCAGACGCAGAAUCGCGCAAAGGCGCAGACCAGACCAUCAAGGUCGCCUCCAAAAAGGACUCGAAGAAUGCAACCAUCAAGCUGAAGAAGUCGGUUCCGAAGCACAACAAGCCGGGCAACUGGAUGGAGGGCAGCGUGGUCGAUGAAGAGAAAAAAAAGUCUAGCAGUGCAACAACCCCUUCAGUACCCGUGUCUCCGGGGCCCGUCGUUAACCAGCUAGAUGACCUAUCCCGCGAGACGUUUACCACCGGACGACCCCUGGAGGACAACCCCGAGCUCCAGCAGUGCAAGCAUUGCAAGAAGAGCAUAUUGAAGACGGCCGCCAAGGCGCACGUUGCGCAGUGCCUCAAGGUCAAGAAGGAGAAGGCGCAGCGGAAGAAGGAGGCCCGGGAGGCGAGGGAACGGGCCAAGGAGGCAGCCAGGGAGGAAGAGGCCAAGAAGAACGACGACGACAACGCCGACGGCAAGGACGAAGACAGCGAGGCCGAGGACGAAAAGAAGGCCGGGAAGAAGGCCGCCAGCAAGAAGCCGGACGACAAGGCCAGCAAGAAACGCAAAGCAGAUGUCGACGUCGACAAGGGCCCCAAGGCGAAGAAGAAGAAGGAUGAGCCGAAAGCCAAGCUGCCCAAACCAAAAGGACCUGUUGAUGUAGAGCGUCAGUGUGGCGUGAUGCUACCCAAUGGACAGCCGUGCGCUCGUUCUUUGACGUGCAAGAGCCACUCAAUGGGAGCCAAACGUGCCGUCUCGGGCAGGUCUUUACCUUACGAUAUGCUUCUGGCUGCGUACCAGAAAAAGAACCAGGCCAAGCAGCAGAAGGCCGCAUUGGAUGCAAACGCACCCCUCGAAGACGACGACGACGCCAACAAUGGCCCAGUAGAUUCUGAUGAAGAGACGGGCGCCGUCAUGAAUGCCCUGGCCAACUGGAACCCCCAGCCCCUGAUACCCCAGCCCGUCUUCAACCCCAUUAAGCGGCAGUAUCAACUGGCGAGGCUCCACGAGCAACUGCAGAUGGCCACUAACGGCGGCCGCACAAACAUCUUCAAGGUCACGGGCUUCGGCGCCCAGAGACUGCGGACGGGCCACCCGGGGCUGUUGGAUAACGAAGACGCUCCCGGCGAGCCCGACGUGGAGUCCAUGUCCAUGCCGGGGUCGGCGCGACAGGCGAGUUUCGGCAUGCCUGCGCCGCCACAGAGGCAAGCCUCGGUGGCGAGCCGGGCGUAGA
This is a messenger RNA of Trichoderma citrinoviride, 1228 nucleotides long. RefSeq names its product SCA7-domain-containing protein. Gene Ontology annotation, cellular component: SAGA complex. The coding region runs from base 1 to 1227 and encodes 408 amino acids. The record is from RefSeq and is a predicted model, not a curated record. Lineage: Eukaryota; Fungi; Ascomycota; Sordariomycetes; Hypocreales; Hypocreaceae. The transcript has 5 exons. Gene Ontology annotation, biological process: RITS complex assembly; regulation of transcription by RNA polymerase II; regulatory ncRNA-mediated heterochromatin formation.